CGCCUGACUCUGAAGAGAAGAGCCACGGAGCCGAUCCGCGGGCACCAUGAAAUCCCUUCAAGUGACCAUCCUUUGUCUUCUGCUCAGUCUUUAUAGCAGUAAAGAGGACACAGGUGUUAACAACACAAUCACUGGUGUAUUACUAUCAACUAGUGCAACAGAAAUAUCUGUAUCAACAGCAAGCAUAAUACCAAAUCCUGUUUUGGAAUCAACAUCGGGAGCAUCUCCUAAAGGAACAACAAAAAAGGAAUCCUUAAAUUCACCUUUGCUGCCCACACUUUCUUCAUUAACUACAACAAUUAAAGAUGAAGGAAAUCCAACCAAGGGUGUCAUGAAGAAUGAGUUCACCACUGCAAAUGUAACAGUGACAAAUCCUCCACUUUCCAACGCUGCUUCAACAUCACAGAGUUCCCAACGCAAGACUGAGAAUCAGAGUUCAAUCAAAACAACAAAAACACCAGUUAACAGUCUACAUCCAGAGACAUUACCUUCUAAUGCCAGUACAUUACCCUCAAUAUCAAUAACAACUCCAGAAAACAUCUCCCAGUUUCAAGGUACUGAGGAUGCAAAAAAUGCAAGCUCUUCUUCAGCCAGCCCCUCUUAUUCCAGUAUUAUUCUGCCAGUGGUUAUUGCUUUGAUUGUGGUGACCCUUUCAGCAUUUAUUCUUGUGGGUUUGUAUCGAAUGUGCUGGAAGACCGACCCAGGCACACCGGAAAAUGGAAAUGACCAACCUCAAUCCGAUAAAGAGAGUGUGAAGCUUCUCACUGUUAAGACAAUUUCUCAUGAGUCUGGUGAGCACUCUGCACAAGGAAAAACCAAGAACUGACAGCUUGACGAAUCCUCUCCACACCUGGGCAAUAAAUAUUCUGAACUUUUUCCCCCCACAGGCUUCAUCUUCAGCUUCUGUGCUCCAGGGGUAGCAAGGGAGAAAGCUUCGUGGACUCUUUCCUGAUGUCCAGUCCUGCUCUCCAGUCUGCCAGUCACCUGUCCCAAUAAAGUGAUGUCCAGAUGGCAUGCAAUAAUUUCAUAGAAUCCGAAGAAGCCCGGGCCUCCCCCGUCAUUUGUGACAUGAAAAGCACAUUACUACAUUUUAUAAGAACAUGCUUGGGAGUUUUAGGAAGGACCUUUGUGAGCAGCUAACCUGACAGCCAGGUAGGUGGGUUCCCUGAUGACAUGACUUUCCCUUGAGUUGAAAGUUUCCAGAGCCGACAGUUCCUAUCCGUGGAGACUUUCCUAUUUUCUUGGUGUUCUCAUAUUACCUAAUGUUUGUAUUUAUUGUUUUGUACUAUGUUAAUGCAGGGACAAUUUGCAAGUGUAUUAUUAAAUGUUAGGUAGAAAUCAUGCCAUGCCACUUUGUACAUAAAGGUAUUUUAUUCAUAUUUUCAUGUGUUACUUUUAAUAAAUAAUUACUAUAUUCAA
Neofelis nebulosa (Clouded leopard) is the source of this 1419-nucleotide messenger RNA. RefSeq names its product endomucin (gene EMCN). The record is from RefSeq and is a predicted model, not a curated record. The coding region runs from base 47 to 826 and encodes 259 amino acids. The transcript is spliced from 12 exons. NCBI's taxonomy places the organism in Eukaryota, Metazoa, Chordata, Mammalia, Carnivora, Felidae.